AUGUUUGAAUAUUUUACUAAAUUAUGUUUAGAAAAACAAAUAUUAUUUAAUGAAGAAAAUUAUAGAGUUAAAUGUCUUGGGCAUGUUAUUAAUAUUGCUGCUCAGGAUAUUUUAAAAAACCUUAAAGCUGAAGGUCCAAACCAAGAUAAAGAUAUAUUAGAAAAAAAAGAUAAUAUUAAUUCAAUGACUCCAAUAGAAAAG
This is a messenger RNA of Dentiscutata erythropus, 201 nucleotides long. NCBI's taxonomy places the organism in Eukaryota, Fungi, Glomeromycota, Glomeromycetes, Diversisporales, Gigasporaceae. The record is from the annotation of a GenBank genome assembly.